UUUAGCAGGUGCAUCGCUUGUCACGGCUGCUGCUUGAUGCUAAAUAUUUAAAUAGAAUUAAAAAAAAAAUUUUUUUAAAUCUUAAAUAAGUUAACCCUUUAAGAAACACGAAUCUACACUGAGCGUCGCCUGCCAUUCGUGACAGCAGUAUCGUGCAUUUCAUUGUUGACUGAACUGCAGUGAACAAACAUUUGGCCAAAGAAUGGACCACGAUGGAUGUUGGUUUCUCUCGCGCUCAAUCCUGCUCGUGUGAAACUCAAACUGUGUAACAUUUUGAAAAGAGCUGCUAUUAGGACAAAAAAAAAAAAAAAAAUGCUUACAUAAAAGUAAAUGAUAUUUAAAUAUUUAAAACCAGAAAUACCACAACUGCUUGCAUGGCAAGACACCUACCGAGGCGAUAUUAACUGCGCCCUCUUGCGGCGAAUAAGCGAACCUCCGUUUGGUCCUUCCGAGUCUCCGUACUGAAGAAAACCUGCCUCCCUAUGCCUUUAUUCGCACACCCAUCAUCUCUCCUCGCCAAAAACACAGAACGGACAGAUGAAAAUACACGGCAAAAUAUUUAGUAUCAUCACUGGAGUGUACGCUGCUAUCAAGGGCUCUCAACAACAUGGAGAUAUAUAAUAUUCCUGCAAUAUGGCAUAAUCCUUUCAUCAGUGUGCAUUUCUUUCCGAAAAAUGAAUUAAUCGGCGUUGUCGGCAGAAAGAAAUAACGCUAUCCGGCAAGUAACUCCCUCGUUUUAUAUGGAUAUUAUGAUAAAACUAACUGUAUUUCAUAAAGAUGACACAUUUAUGGCUGAAACUGACAGUUCUUCCGAAAUAGACAGUCAGCUGAAGUGAAUACAACAAAGAUGAAUCCCUUAUAGAGGAGCUCUCUAGCUUGCAAAGAAUCAAGGUGAUUUAGUAAAUUGCAGUCCGGGAGGGUUCAGCGGUGCGGAGAGGUGACGUUGACCGGAUGCGUGUAGCGGAGUUUGCCGUGUGGCUUUGACCAUGAGCCGGCUGAUGUUGGGCCGGACCCUGGAGCGGAUCUGCAAGGCUGUGCUGUUGCUCUGCCUGGUGCACUUCCUAAUCAUGAUGAUCCUCUACUUUGAUGUCUACAGCCAGCGCUUCGACAUCUUCAGCCGUUUCAACAAUGGCCGUGGAGCAAACAGCUCACGAGGACCCCACCACUACUAUAAUUUCUCCAGCGGAAGGCCCAACACUACCUUUGCAAACUACCUGGCCACAGCCGACCAUCUUCUGCCCAGCACCAAGCCAGAGGCUAACCACACACCGCCGACCCCUAAGCCAUUACCGCCAUGUCCGGAAGUACCUCCUGGCCUGGUGGGACGUCUCCUCAUCGAAUUCAGCUCCCUCAUAACCCUCGAACGGGUGCAGAGAGAGAACCCUAAUGUGACAGAAGGGGGGAAAUACACUCCUCCGGACUGCCGGCCAAAACAAAAGGUGGCCAUUAUCAUCCCGUUCAGACACCGAGACAACCACCUUAAAUAUUGGCUUCACUACCUGCACCCAGUCCUGCGCAGACAGAAGAUCGACUAUGGGAUCUAUAUCAUCAACCAGCUUGGCGAGGACACCUUCAAUCGGGCCAAGCUUCUUAAUGUUGGCUACACCGAGGCUCUUAAAGAUGCAGAAUACGACUGCUUCAUUUUCAGUGAUGUGGACCUGAUCCCUAUGGAUGACCGGAACCUGUACCACUGUUAUGACCAGCCCCGUCAUUUUGCCAUUGCCAUGGACAAAUUCGGCUUUAGGCUACCCUAUGCAGGGUACUUUGGAGGGGUGUCCGGCCUUAGCAAAAAACAGUUCCUCAAAAUCAAUGGCUUCCCUAAUGAGUACUGGGGCUGGGGAGGUGAAGAUGACGACAUUUACAACAGAAUCACACUAAAUGGGAUGAAAGUGUCUCGGCCUGACGUGAGAAUUGGCCGCUACAGGAUGAUCAAGCAUGAGAGAGACAAGCACAAUGAGCCAAACCCCCAGAGGUUCAGUAAGAUCCAGAACACCAAGAACACCAUGAGGAAAGAUGGGAUCAGCUCGCUGAUGUACAGAGUGGUGUCCGUGAAGAAAUAUCCGCUCUACACCAACAUUUCCGUAGAGAUCGGCAAGCCUCCACCCAGACCCCUCAAAGGAUAGAGAGCUACCGGUUCUGGACCAAGGAUACCAUGAUCUUCUUAAAGUUCAGCACACAAACACACACACACAAACUCUGCCCAGGGUCACCUUCCUAUGAUACAGCAGUGAUAUGCUGAACAGGUUAGUUCUCAGGAAUACAUGGAAGCUUGAUGUGGAUCCAACGAUGUACUGUAGAUUCAUAUCCUGAUCCAGAUCGAGAUGUGCACAGUGUCUGGAGGGACGGAAAUUGCAUCAUCAUACUCCAAUGGCUGUUUUGUUCAGACCUUGAGGAUCAAUUCAAGCUUUUAGGCUCUUAACGGGAGGAUUGUUCCGUUCUGGUUUUGGUAAGUGACGUUGAUCUGCGAAGAACAGCCUGGUCACUUGAUGUAAAUCAGUCAGAACAUACUGUACAUUUCAAAAGCGAAUGUGUCUUUGUACCUGCGAUGCUUGCAGUGUUCAAAUCUCUUCUUUCGUAUCUCAGAUGUUGGUUGAUCAUGUGAGGUUGAUAAAUCAGUGCUUGAAGUUGGCUCCUUUGGAUUGUGUCUCUAUCUUGCGCUUUUGUAUCGUCUCUUCGGACUAAGCUGAAUUUGAAAACACUUCUCAGCAUUUCUGGGGAUGAAACCCUUGUUGGGAUGUCUUCAUUGGAACUUGGAGGACAACUAUGUGAUGUGAUUAGACUGGGUCUAGACUAAUCCUACAAGCACUUGACUGUCAGUCAAUAUGGUACAAAUGGAUUGCCGCAGCAUAUCCUCUGGCUGCCGAGUAGAUGCCUGGAGAAACGGCAAGAACUUUUGUUAAGAGAUAGAGGAGCUUCUGUAGAAGUUACUGAUGAUCAAACCUCUGUAUCUAUCACCACCUGCUCAAAACUGACUGUGCUACGAGCCACUCUUUCUUUGUUUACUUUCAUUUGCCUCAAAGAUUCAUAUUUAGAUCUGUCAUAUAUCAAAAACUUGAUCAAAUAAUGCCCUUGUCAUUCAGUUUUAGAGUCUCGCGCCUCUUUUGAUGAUCAUCUUUGGAGGUGUUAUUUAAAUGAUUCUAUGAUAUGUCCAAUAUCAAAAAAUAUACACCAAGGGUCCAAACUCAAUGUUUUGCCACAACUUCCAAUUCGAGUUAUUUGAGGAAGUUUACAGAAUGUGCUGUAAUUAUUUCUUACAGGCCAUGAAUCAACAUAUUUUUGUUUCUGUGGCACAGGAAUUAUUAUUAGCUGUCGUUUUUAGCAUAUUUAUAAGAGCACAGUUCACUAAGAAGCUACUUCAGCCUUAACUGUGCUAUAAAACUACUAAAUAUGAAGAUCUAUAAUUAUGUUCCUUCAUGUUUUUGUUUUGAUAGCUUAAUGUGAAUAAUAUUCAUACACUACCCUUCAAAAGUUUGGGGUCAGUAAGAUAUGUUUUUUUAAGAAAUGAAUACUUUGUCAAUGAAUACUUACAGUAAAGAGUUGUACAUUUGUAUAGUUUAAAUUUCAAAUAAAUGCUUUUCGAAUAUCUGUUCAUUGAAGAUUAAUCAAAUGUUUGACAGUUUCUGCAAAAAAAAAAAAAAAAAACUGUUUUCAACCUCUUGAGUGCCAAAUCAGCAUAUUAGAAUUAUUUCUGAAGCAUCACAUGACACUGAAGAGCAAUGGCUGCUGAAUAUCUUAUCACAGGAAUAACAAAUAAAUUAAAAUAGAAAACAUUUAUUUUCAGUUGUAAUAUUUCACAAUAUUACUGUUUUUACUGUAUUUUUGAUCGAAUAAAUGCAGCAUUAAAGACUUUCAAAGACAAACAAUCUUACCGACCCCACACUUUUGUCCUCCAAAACGGAGGACAAAAAACUUCAGAUAAAAACAAAAACAUAGAUGGAUUAUAAGAUUUAUCUGGUUUCCAUCAUUUUCAUAAUGCAUCGAUGUUAUGUUGAUUUUCACUUGCAUUUGGCGUUUGGCUAAUGUUAAUUUUGGACCCUGUAUUCACCUCUUCCAAAAAGAUCUGAAUAACUGUAUUGAACUGCUUUUCUUUACAAUACUUUGCAAGCCUUUUAAAGUUGUUUUAUUGCUCCUUAUUCCUUCUUCACCUUUUAUUUUACUGCCUGAAAACACCAAGCUGAUGCCUUCAGAUGUAUUAUUAGGGGUAAAUGUGAGGAGAGUUCAAGCUCUUUUUUCUCUCUUAUCGGCUUUUCUGCGCAGUGUGCGGACGCUUCUUUUGUGCUAUCAACGAUUCUUUCAGCCCAGCACAGAGGAAGUCAUUAAUGAGAGCCCAGCCACUCUCCCUGUCCUUUUUAAAAUACACAUUUCCUCGUCUUUCUCCUCAUGCCUUUCAUUUUAGCCUCACCAACCCAUUUCAUUUCUGUGUGUGCAUUUAUGUUGUCUUAACUGCUGACCCAAGCAGUCACUGUGUCACUAACAUUGUUUCCUUCUUGAGUAUUUCAUCACCUCUGUCUCAUGGGUACCACUACCUGUCAGUUAUAAGCGCAUCACUUUUGCCACGCAGUAUUUGUACAUUGGCCGUCAAGCGAAAUAACUGUUAAUACUUACCUGACACAAUUUUGCCUCAAGCCCUUUGAUUUUUCAUGGAUUAAUAGCCUUAAAAGUUGACAUCCAUGUGCACACUAUUCAGAACUAUUCAUUGAUCAUAUUCAAUAAUAUUUACUCUAGCUGUGACCUGCAUUUCAAAUGCUGAGAAACAGUGCUGUAGAAUGCAGUGAAUCCUAAACCUUCAACACGAAUGAGAUUUCAAACCAAUAUCCUUAUUAAAAAGACAUUAUGCUCGUCCUGCAAUGUUUUGGCGAAUGAAAUAGAAAUCUGUUUCUGUUGAAGUAAAAUGAGAUUACUUCCUUUUUGAGUUCAUGUAUCAAGACGUGUAUUAAAUUGAAGAAGAAACUAUGUUGCAGAGCGCAUGUCAUUUACAUUAUCUUAAUUUUUUCAAAAUGAAAAAUGCAGUCCAUAUGGUGUAUACGGAGUGAGCAGAACUAAAUCCAACAUAUUGAAGGCCUCACGCACAUUGUUGCAUGCAGUCUGUCAGGCUUGAUACAGCAUGAUAGUGUAUAAUGUGUAGCCAUUCUUCUGAAAAAUAUGUUUUAUAUUGAUUUAAAGGUGUACUCAGUCAUUUUUGUUGGUUGCACUGAUUGACAUGGCAGAUGUAUGCUGCCAAGACUAAUUUAUUUCACAAGUGAAAUUAUUCAGUAUCUAUUUAUGUAACAUUCAAAGGUUUAUUUUUUUUAAGGAAAUGAUACAUUUAUUUAGCAGGGAUGCAUUUAAGUGAUCAAAAGUGACAAUAAAUAGAUUUCACUUUCAAAUAAACACUGCACUUUUGAACUUUCUGUCUAUCGAUGAAUCCUGUAUCAGUGUUUCCUCAAAAAUAUCCAGCAUUAUUAGAAUGAUUUCUGAAGGAUCACGUGACUGCUGAAAAUUUAGCUUUGCUAUCACAGGAAUACAUUAGAUUUGAACAAUUAACAUUGUUAAAAAUAGAAAACAGUUAUUUUAAAUUGUAAUAAUGCUUCACAAUAAUUCUGUUUUUACAGUAUUUUUUGAUCAAAUAAAUGCCGUCUUUGUGAGCAAAAAGUUUGAAAUAUUACAUAUUUACAUAUUAAUUAUAUAUAUAAUUACGUAUGAAAUUACUGAGUACACCUUAAAGGGGUUCUAGUAAGGCCAUGUAUUUGGAUUGUGUGACUUAAUUCUGUAGUUAUGGUUCUUAUUAGUGAGGAAAAUAAUGAAAUUUCCUUUUAAUUUUUUUUUAUUUUUUUAUUUUUUUAAGUUAGUCUGGUGAUACAAUCAAUUUUUUGAUCUUAAUUUUGCCCCAGUGGCAAAAAAAGCUACUUAUAUUCUACAGUGUAGAUACAGAGUUGCAUUAUUCUUUAGUGUUUUGAAUGGAAUUCAAGUUUCAUUGCAGUUUAUAAAAGUGUAUACAUUUAGAUCAUCUGAUUGUUCCAUUUCAAAGUUACUCAUAUUUCUUGUGCUAACAAUGCAAUCAAGUAAAGCUCGCACAACUGUCAUUACCAACCUUGCAAAGCACAAAUGCAAUCCUUGAGGUCAGGAUGCUGUUCUUCAGCGAAUCUCGCUUUAUAGUUUGCAAAAUCACACCGGUGCCACAAAUGAAUAUACUUUUUAUUUUGAUGCCAUUCUUUUAUAUCACUCUUGGGUCAGCAAACCUUCCCAUCCUGAAAGCUUGCACACACAGACUUGUGUACGUAAUGCUCACCCUCUCUCCUCCAUCACCCUUUUUGUCCUCAGUCGUUCUCUGGAAAAGAACUCCAUCUGUGCUUCAUGCUUAUUAAUGUGAGAGAGGGACAGAUGUGGGCAAGUAUUCCACACCUACACAAAGACUUGCUUAAGAAACUACUGACGGCCUCAGGUCUUCAUGCCUGGGGCGCAUUUUUAAAGACUUACUGUGUCUAUCAAGGUUUUUUGUACAUUGAAUGUCAAAAUACUAUAUCUUAUAUAGAAUGCAUUAUGUCAUAUCAAACAUACUUUUUGUAUACAAUCAAUAAAUCUGAUGCUACAAGAAUCUGAUGAUGGGUUACUG
Molecule: messenger RNA, 6592 nt
Organism: Onychostoma macrolepis
Lineage: Eukaryota; Metazoa; Chordata; Actinopteri; Cypriniformes; Cyprinidae
Gene: b4galt2
Product: UDP-Gal:betaGlcNAc beta 1,4- galactosyltransferase, polypeptide 2
Exons: 7
Coding region: 987-2123 (378 amino acids)
Biological process (GO): carbohydrate metabolic process
Molecular function (GO): glycosyltransferase activity
Source: RefSeq, a predicted model, not a curated record